CCAAAAACUGAGUCCACGCCACCAUGUAUAUAUAAGCAUUAACUUAAGCAAGAAUGAGAUAACACAAUAGAAGAAUCCCAAAAAACGAAGAAAGACCAAAAAAAUGGCCAAAUCUUUUACCCUUAUGAUACUCAUCUUCUUCAUCGUGAUGAUAAUCUCUUCACCUCCGAUCCAAGCCGGCUUCACCAAUGACCUCGACGGUCUAGAGUGGGCAACGAGCGGAGUCCAUGGCUCAGGCUGUCACGGUUCAAUAGCAGAGUGUAUCGGGGCAGAGGAAGAAGAAAUGGAUUCAGAGAUCAAUAGAAGAAUAUUAGCGACCACAAAAUACAUAAGCUAUCAGUCGUUGAGACGGAACAGCGUGCCUUGUUCUAGAAGAGGUGCGUCUUAUUACAAUUGUCAGAACGGAGCUCAAGCUAAUCCUUACAGUCGUGGUUGCAGCGCAAUUGCUCGUUGCAGGAGUUAAAACUCUACAAAACAAUGAUACAAAAACUAUAUAUCUUCUUGAUUUAUAUGUUUUCUUUAAUUUAUCCUCAUAGGUUGUAUUUUGGAUUUGAAUGUGAAUAAUGCUGGGUUUUAUAGGAUCCAUGAAGUGUUUUUAAUAUUUAAUAUAAUCUUUAAAAAUAUUCAUGUC
Molecule: messenger RNA, 631 nt
Organism: Camelina sativa (false flax)
Lineage: Eukaryota; Viridiplantae; Streptophyta; Magnoliopsida; Brassicales; Brassicaceae
Source: RefSeq, a predicted model, not a curated record